Messenger RNA from Cottoperca gobio, 4782 nucleotides. RefSeq names its product elastin microfibril interfacer 1a (gene emilin1a). The record is from RefSeq and is a predicted model, not a curated record. The transcript is spliced from 12 exons. NCBI's taxonomy places the organism in Eukaryota, Metazoa, Chordata, Actinopteri, Perciformes, Bovichtidae. Gene Ontology annotation, molecular function: protein binding. The coding region runs from base 265 to 3381 and encodes 1038 amino acids.
GAGAGGGAGCGGGCAUGACUGCUCUUGGAGCUCUGACAGGAAACUUUCUUGUUGUUGCUCCGCUCCUCAGCAGCAGCAGCAGUAGUCGUUUACCAUCUGAAAUGCACUUGCCUGGACUCUGCGGAGUUUGUGAGACUUUUGAAGCCAUGGCUCUCCAUCUUCUUUUACGCACAGCGCGUCACUGAAGAACACCGUAACCGUGAACUUUUCCGGGAUAAACGUUGGAACUUAAUGACAUUUCUUUGCUUUUAACGCACGCUAGAAAUGAGGAUGGAGACGGUGUUUUACCUGCUUGCCUUCACGUUGGCCCGGGUUAGCUGGGGUCUUGGAUAUUCGGAGUCCAGUGUUCAGACGGGACAGAGAGCGGCGAGCAGACACAGGAACUGGUGUGCUUAUGUGGUGACACGCACUGUUAGCUGUGUGAUGGAGGAUGGGGUGGAGACGUACAUCAAACCAGACUAUCAACGCUGUACCUGGGGUCAAUGUCCUCGAGUUGCCUACCGGACAUACAGGAGGCCAAGGUAUAAGGUAGCUUACAAGAUGGUUACAGAAAUGGAGUGGAAGUGCUGCCAUGGUUAUUCCGGGGAAAACUGCAUCGAUGGGCCAAAGGGAACCACCGACACUCAGGUCAAUGGAGGGCAACCCCGUGUCACGCAGACUGGCUACAACACAGGCGGCGGACAGAGAGGAGAAGGUGGAGAUGGUGACAGUGAGAAGAUUAAACAGCUGGAGGAAACAAUCCGUGGUCUGUCCAAAGACCUCCACAACAUGCAGACCACCAUCCACGGCAUAAACCAGAGGCUGCCUGGUCUGAAUGGGGCAAUUGUUCCCGCUGAUUCAGCUCAGCCACACAUGAAGGAAACUAUCAACAGUAUCCAGACCAAGCUGGACCAUCUCUACAACAGGACAAGGGUCCAUGACCAGACCCUGCUCAACAUCAACAACCACCUGGUAAAUGGAGGGGGCAAUGAACUAGAUGGAGUGGGCAGAGGAGAAGGAGGACCUGGGGGAAAGCAGCUAAAUACUCUAAAGGAGGAGAUACUGACGGAGCUGGAGAGAAGGGUGUCUCUGUCCUGCUCCGCUUGCCAGGCUGGUGUAGAGGACCUAAGGCGCCAGCAGCAAGAGGACAGGGAGCGGAUCCAAGGUCUGGAGAAGCUGAUCAGCUCCAUGGACCAGCACCUGAGGCAGAGCCUGGACAUAUCCCACAGUGAGACACAACGCUCCCAGGCCUGCUGCAACACAGUCACUGAGCUGGAGAACAGGCUGUUGGGUCUAGAGGUCCGUGUCACCUCGACAGCUAACAAGUGUGACACUAUUAAAGGGCGGCUGGAUAAGGAGCUAGCUGGGACAGGUGGAGGAAAGGGAAGAGUGACAGAGGACAGGUUGAAUGGCAGACUGAGAGAAUUGGAGAAGAGGGUGAAUAACACGGUAAGGAAGACAGAGCAGAGGUGUACUAACACCGGGAACAACAUGAAGGACAACGUCCAGAGGGACGUCACACAGCUGCGUAACAUGGUCCUAAGUCGACUGGACGACCACAGCUUCAAGAUCGGCAAAAUAGAGCUGGACGUGGCUGUUCUCGGAGAUACGGUCACUGACCACAGUCGGCGUUUAAAUCAGCUGGAGAACAUCACAACCUUCCUGGACAGAAGGCUAACAUCGACCACAAACAUGUGCAAUGAGACCUGCGGGCUGAACGGAAAAGGCCGUAAGACUGAUGACACGGUGAAAACCUUAGAGUGGAGAGUUGUGGCCAACCAAGAGGACAUCCAGAAGUUUAACACCAGGUUAAAUGAUUUGUCCGUGUCAGGGGACUCGCUGAUUGACAGAGUGAUCAACUUAACAGACAAUGUCAAAAAGAUAAUAGCUGUGACGGGAGAGAGCGGCGAACAUUUCAACCGGAUUGUCACAGAGGUUGAAACAUUGGGCCGUGAUUUUGAGGACUGUUCUAUUUGCAGCAGUGUAGACGAGGACUUGCGCUCGCUCGCCAACUCCACCGAGAUCGGUUUCAGCAAGUGCCAGUCAGAAUUGACAGAUCUGCGGCGAAAGGUCGACUCAGGAGAAUCUGUCUGCUCUCAGGUGUGCUCCAACCUUCAGGAGGAAGUGGGACGACUCAGAGAGGAAGUGGAGGAGUGUACCGGACAGUGUAAAGUCAACAUCAAUGAUCUGAAAAAACGCUUGGACGGUCAUGGUGUCCACAGUGGAAGAUUAGGAGGAGAUCUGAAGUCCAUUCAAGGAGAGCUGGCUGGGGUCAUGGUCACAUUUAACUCCAUCAAUAACACUUUGAAGGGCCUGGGAAGGACUAUACAGACACAUGGGAACACGCUGACUGAUCUGACCAACACCAAGGACAACAUAUUCUCAGAGGUGGACAAUUUGCAGAAGGAGCUGACGGAGCAUGUUGACGACUCGAAGAUUCGAUUCGGAGGUCUGGGCAAAGAGAUCCAAAUAAUUAGGAGCAACUUUGUGACGGAGGUGGGGGAGUGCCGGCGGUCCAGCGAUGGCUUGGAGAGAAGACUCUCCAAGCUGGAGGGAGUGUGCGGACGCUUCGACUCUUUUUCAGAUAGCCUGGAGAGGAUCAAGGAGGGCCUGAACCGACAUGUGUCUGGGCUGUGGAGCUGCGUUAAUGGACUCAAUGUCACAGUAACGUCUCAAGGAGAUCUUAUCGACAAUAUCCAGAACGUCCAGCUGGAGGACGUCCAUUCCAACAUACACAGACUGAAUUCCUCAGUGGUGGACUUGGUCAAGGAGUUCCACAGUUUCAUAGAGCAGAACUUCAUGGGUCCACCUGGUCUACCGGGCACCCGUGGAGAGAGAGGCGAGCAUGGAACCCAGGGUCCUAUGGGACCCCAAGGGAUUGUGGGACCUCCAGGCAGAGAGGGCAAGCAGGGACUAACUGGACCACCAGGUCUCAGAGGUGAACAGGGUCUUGCAGGGUCUGAUGCCCACGUUCCUCGCCUUUCUUUCUCUGCUGCACUGACUCGGCCGAUGAGAAACGCAGGAACCAUAGUGUUCAACAAGGUCUUAGUCAAUGAAAAUAAUAACUACAAUCCCAAGACAGGUUAUUUCACAGCUCCAGUGAGUGGGAAGUACUUCUUCAGCGCCAUACUUACGGGCCAUAAAAACAUGAAGAUCGAGGCUGUGUUGUCCAUGUCCAACACUGGUGUGGCCCGAGUGGACUCAGCUGGAUAUCAACCUGAAGGCCUGGAGAAGCCCAUGGCGGAGGCCAAACACAUCCCUGGAGCUCUGGCUGUCUUCAACAUCAUCCUGCCCAUGGAGGCAGGGGACACAGUCUGUAUCGACCUCGUCACUGGCAAACUGGCCUACUCGUCUGAACCGUUGACCAUCUUCAGCGGGAUGCUGCUGUACGAAACCAUCUGAUUUGAUGUGGUCUCAUUGUAAUCAGCCUCUCUCGGUGAAACGUUCAACAUGAGAGCAUUUCAUUCGUCCACUGGACUCUAAAAAAAAGAGCCACUGGCUGAGCAUUCAAAGAGACUGAAAUAACUGGACUGAAUUCAGCAAAGAGAAAUAUACUUUAUAUAGGACAACAAAAAAAGUUAUUUUCAAUCACAAUAAUUUUUUGUGUGUUUCACAGCUUUAAGGAAAACUAUUUGUGCAAAGAGCCCUUGUGUUUUUUAACCUAUGACGUGCUGUCUUCAGAAAAAGCCACUGCAGGGUUAUUUUAUAAUUCCAUAUUUCAUGCUGUUCUUUAAACUUGAAUUUUUUACCGAUUACACCAAGAUAGCCUUCAGGUCUUUCUUGUGUUAAUGAAAGGACAUUUAUUCAAAAGAAAAAAGAUUAAGGAUGUGGGGGUCUUUUGUUGUUUUGUGUGUAAUCCACUCAAAGCAUAUAAAAUGGUCAGAGGUUAUUUCAAACAGUUUCUAAUGUUGUUUCUUUUCUACAUAUUCACAGUUUCACUUUGACCACAAGCUGAUUCCCAGAAACACAACAAUGAAUGCCAAUUGUCUUGGAAAAAAUGCUGAGUGAUGUAGGCGAAGGGUACACAGUCCAAACCACUAUUCUUUAGAAGGAAAUGCACAAAUGAAGUCACUGACAGUUCAUUCGAAAAACCACAGGAUUUUAUAAAUCAUACAACAGCAAAACAAUAAGACCAUUUUAGGACAUUAGCUAUGCCCAGAAACAUGAGGGGAGGAGGAAGGUGGUCAGGGGCAAGAAUGGGGAUUUUUCCCCUCUGUCCUAAUAAGGGCCAUCUAAAGUUGGAAAAGGAUCAAGUAGUUAAAGUUAUGAAGCUGUUACUAUCAUUUUUGUAAAGCUAAUAAUAAUACAUAAGGAAGCUGAAUCCUUGUGUCUAUGCAACAAAUCCCAUGUCUUUCAUGAAUACAAACACUUCCUGCCUUUAGAAGUCUAAUUAAAAUAUCUCCAGAAGUGGAAAAUGUGCAUGAUAUCAAGUUUGUAGAUAUUCUUAAAUGGAAAUUAAAAGGAACAUUUUCUGCAGAGACAAUACAGCAGAUUGGCUGACAUAUUGCAUUAUAUUUACAUUAGGGUGGAAGAAAUACAUGGAAUAAUAUCAGCAUAUUAAGGUUUGCUCACAAUGCAUAUUUCUUUCACAGUUUAUCCUCAGUGUUCAGUGUGGGAAUGUCAUUUUAUAUGUUUCUAUGCAUUGUAUAACCUUGAAGGAAUGUAAAUAUUUUUCAGCGGUUUUGCCCAUAUAAGAUUUUUACGAGUUACCACUUCACCUUGCAGAUAUUGUAUAUGUUUUGUAUGUGUUUGCCAUAUGUGUGCCUCAAAUACAGACACCCUGUUUUACACAGCUGAUUUCAA